This is a messenger RNA of Cyprinus carpio (common carp), 1515 nucleotides long. Its product is annotated as gastrula zinc finger protein XlCGF7.1-like. The transcript has 2 exons. The record is from RefSeq and is a predicted model, not a curated record. Lineage: Eukaryota; Metazoa; Chordata; Actinopteri; Cypriniformes; Cyprinidae. Bases 5 to 709 code for a protein of 234 amino acids. Gene Ontology annotation, molecular function: RNA polymerase II cis-regulatory region sequence-specific DNA binding; DNA-binding transcription factor activity, RNA polymerase II-specific. Gene Ontology annotation, biological process: regulation of transcription by RNA polymerase II.
AGACAUGAAGAAUGAAGAAACAUUCAAACAUGAAGAUACUGAGGAACAAACAGACCUGAUGACACGGAAAGAGGAGAGUCAAGAACUCAAUGAAAAGGAAGAUCAUUUUCAGCAUGAGAAAUAUAAUUUCAUGACUGGACAAAAAUCCUUUAGUUGCUCACAUACUGAAAAGACUUCACAAAAAAGAGCUCAAAAGACAGCAAAUAGAAGUUAUUUCAUCUGCCAACAGUGCGGGAAAAGCUUUACUGAAAAAUCAAACCUUAAAACCCACAUGAGAAUUCACAGUGGAGAAAAACCUUACACAUGUUCUCAUUGUGGAAAAAGUUUUACAUAUAAACAACAUCUUGAUGACCACAUGAGAAUUCACACUGGAGAAAAGCCUUACACCUGCCAACAAUGUGGAAAGAGUUUCAUUCAAAAAGGACACCUUAGAGACCACAUGAGAACUCACUCUGGAGAGAAACCUUACACCUGCAAUCUGUGUGGAAAGAGCUUCAUUCGAAAAUCAAACCUUAACAAGCACAUGAGAAUUCACACUGGAGAGAAACCUUUCAUAUGUUCUCAAUGUGGAAAAAGUUUUACAUUUAAACAACACCUCGAUGACCACAUGAGAAUUCACACUGGAGAGAAACCUUACACCUGCCAACAAUGUGGAAAGAGUUUCACUCAGAAAGGAAACCUUAUGAAACACGUUAAGUCUCACACUUGAGAGAAGCCCUUUACAUUUGAUGGACAUAAAGUUGCUCUUUAACACGUACAGCCAGACCAGUGUGAUUAUUGUUGAAUGUUAUUAACUGCUAAAUUCAAAUAUGCUUUCGUGCUUUGGCUGGUGCUGAGCCAGAGAUGGACGAGUUUAGUGCUUGUCAUAGCCCUUAUAAAAAUCAACCAUGCGUUUACUAUAGUAAACAUGACUGUAGUAAGUCUAUAAAAGAUGGUUUAAAUUAUACUACAAGUGGCAACUAAAUACAAUUUCAUUUAUUUAUAUUAUUUUUAUUUUUUUUAUUUUUUACAGAAAAAGUGUUAAAAGCACGUUUUAGUUCAUAUUUAUGGUGUCCAAAAAUAGCAGUUGAGUAAACUUAGAUGUUCUAAAGAUUAUAUUAAGUACUAAAGAGUAUUUUUUUGUAUAUUAACUGAAAAAAUUUGUGCAGGAAAAUAGAGAACUCUAAGUACAUUAUGGAAGUGUACCAAGUGUACUCGAAUAAAAUGUAUUUUACUGCAGUUUUUUUACCCUCCCUUUUGCUCUUUGGUGCUCCAUCAAUUUAGUUUUCAUUUUUUUUAAUGUACUUAUUUGACUGGGACAAUGCACGGUAUUAAAUAUUAGUAUGAAAUACAAAUAUAAACAGGCCAGAUUAUACCAAUAUUGCUAAUUUAAAUCUGCAGAUCCUAGGCAGGUACACACAAAGACAGAUACACACACAUACAACACAACAUAAAAAAUAUAUACACCACGUGCAUAAUUAUUAGGCACGUUGGUAUUCUGAUGAUAUUUCUUUUUCCAAGCACAUUUUACCAAUU